Molecule: messenger RNA, 3515 nt
Organism: Eublepharis macularius
Lineage: Eukaryota; Metazoa; Chordata; Lepidosauria; Squamata; Eublepharidae
Gene: CSGALNACT2
Product: chondroitin sulfate N-acetylgalactosaminyltransferase 2
Exons: 8
Coding region: 720-2345 (541 amino acids)
Cellular component (GO): Golgi cisterna membrane
Molecular function (GO): glucuronosyl-N-acetylgalactosaminyl-proteoglycan 4-beta-N-acetylgalactosaminyltransferase activity
Source: RefSeq, a predicted model, not a curated record
GCCGCCGCCGCCGCCGCCCUCGCCCGCUGACAGGAAGUGGGGCCGCGGCUGGGCGGCGCAGCCUGCAGGGGCCGAGCGGACCGCCGCUGCCUGACGGCCGGAGGAGGCGGCGGAGAAGCGAAGCGAGGCUCUUCUUUAAUUUGCUGAUUCAGAUUUCCAAGAAGAAGGAGAGAAAGAAGCACCAUUACGAAGUGCCAGAGGAAAAUAUCUCAGACUAUCCAAGGAAAAUUACUGUUAAGAUGUUGAUUGUUUUUGUGGGGCAUAUAUAUGGGAGAGAGCAAAAAGCACCUCUAUGACUGUAAGAAACCCCAGAAGUUGAGAUCUUCUUUUUCUUUGCACUUUAUGUCUCAGACUUUGACACAUUUUCAGUUGGCUGCCUUUGGAAAACAAAGGCAUUAUGAAUCCUUCAUAACUUCAAGCUUCUGUGUUUAGAUAAAUUGUCCUGAACAUAAUGGAGGCUGUACUUGAUAGUUUAGACUGUAGCUACACACAGUGAUGGAAGAUGUAAUAAUACGAGGAUUUAGGGUCUCCACAGUAUUGUUUGAACAAGAAAAGGGGUUUUUGGAAGAAAAUGGCUUGCACAGAAAUGGAUGCAUUUGGACAUUUGAAAGAAUUGUCUUGAAUCCUCUUUAAAACGAUGCCUCCUUGUAAGUAAUACAAGUAAGAUAUGACCAGAAAUAUCAGCUGCUUAGUUGAGAUACACCUAAAGGGCUCUAAGAAUGCCCAGAAGAGGCUUCCUAUUUCAAGCCAGGACUCGAUGGCUAUUGAUUGGUCUUGCUGUACUGUUGAGUUUAUUGUUGUUCAUGUAUCUUCUUGAAUGUGCUCCACAAACAGAUGGCAAUGGAUCACUUCCUGGCAUUGUAGGGGAAAAUUUUGGUAAAGAGCAUUACCAAGCUCUUCUGCAGGAGCAAGAGGAACAUUACCAAACCAGGGCUAUGAGCCUCAAGCGCCAAAUUGCCCAGUUAAAGCAGGAGCUGCAGGAAAUGAGUGAUAAGUUGAAAUCAUUACAGGAAAAGAAAACCCCUAAAGUCAGCAGCAUGGGCUACCAAGCCACCAAAGAGCAAGCGCCCAAUGAUCUCCUAGAAUAUCUGCAUUCUCAGAUAGAUAAAGCGGAAGUGAGUAUGGGGGCCAAACUGCCUAGUGAAUAUGGAGUUAUUCCCUUUGAAAGUUUUACUUCUAUGAAGGUAUUCCAGUUGGAGAUGGGGCUCACGCGACACCCAGAGGAGAAGCCUGUCAGAAAAGACAAGCGAGAUGAGUUGGUGGAAGUAAUUGAGGCUGGCCUAGAGGUAAUCAAUAAUCCAGAUGAAGAAGACGGACAAGAUGAAGAUGAUGGAAUAGGGGAGAGACAGCUUUACAAUGAAAAUGAUUUCGUAGAAGGUUAUUACCGCACUGAGAGAGACAAAGGGACACAAUAUGAAUUGUUCUACAAGAAAGCAGAGGAUAUGGAGUACAGGCAUGUCACCCUGUUCCGUCCAUUUGGGCCCCUAAUGAAAGUGAAGAGUGAAACUGUUGACAUCUCAAGGUCAAUAAUAAACAUUAUUGUUCCCCUUGCUGGAAGGACAGAAGCUUUUGCACAAUUCAUGCAGAACUUCAGAGAAGUGUGCAUUAAUCAGGACAAGCGGACUCACCUUACUGUAGUAUAUUUUGGCCAAGAGGAGCUUUCUGAAGUCAAGAGCAUCUUAGAAUCAGUUGCUAGAGAGACAAACUUCCAUAAUUACACACUUGUUUCCUUGAAUGAAGAGUUCAAUCGUGGUCGAGGUUUAGAUGUUGGUGCCAGAGCCUGGGAAAAAGGCGAAGUCUUGAUGUUCUUCUGCGAUGUUGAUAUUUAUUUCACAGCAGAGUUCUUAAAUAGCUGCCGCUUGAAUGCUGAGCCAGGCAAGAGAGUUUUCUACCCUGUGGUGUUCAGCCUUUAUAAUCCCGCCAUUGUUUACGCUAAUCAAGAUGUGCCACCCCCUGUGGAGCAGCAGUUGGUGCACAAAAAGGACUCUGGUUUUUGGCGGGAUUUUGGCUUCGGGAUGACUUGUCAGUAUCGAACAGACUUCUUGACUGUCGGAGGAUUUGACUUGGAAGUCAAAGGCUGGGGUGGAGAGGAUGUCCACCUCUACCGGAAGUACUUGCACGGUGACCUAGUUGUGGUCAGGACCCCAGUGCCGGGCCUCUUUCACCUCUGGCAUGAGAAGCAUUGUGCUGAUGAAUUGACUCCAGAGCAAUACCGCAUGUGUAUUCAGUCCAAAGCCAUGAAUGAGGCAUCUCACUCUCACCUCGGGAUGCUGGUUUUCAGGGAAGAGAUCGAGGCACAUCUACGCAAGCAGGCAUACCGGACUAACAGCGAAGCAAUAGGUUAAAACAAUCUUCUGUGUAAUCCAAAGGACUCUGAAGUUGCUACAAACCAGCAUCAUUCUAAAGCCUUAAUUAACUCAAUUUUUAAAAAUGCAGUGCCUCUCUUUUUUGCUGAAGUUGAGUUUAAAAUCUUCUCUGGCCUAUUAAGUACAUCUCGCUAUUUCAGGCACUUGAGUGAAAGGAAGUAUUUCUAUUUGUGCACAGAGGGGAAAACAAGAGCAGAAUGUAUUAACUCUUCCACCUCUUGUUUUUUUCUUUUUUUUUUCUUAAACUUUUUCACUUCUCAGAUUUACAUUUCGUGACAGUAAGGAUUGCAAGUGAACAUUAACUGAAUUCUCCACUGCCUAUGGUCAUUUCUGUACUCAUUUCACUGUACUUUUUUAGAAAUGUAUAAACUCAAUGGGAAGAAUAAAACAAACAAAAGCUGUUGAAGACUCCUAUACAGAAAUGUGGUAUGUUCUGCAACUAGACUCAUUGAAUUCGCCUUACUAACCAUCAGGUACAUAAAUUAACUUAACAAGAAUAUGUUUCAGUUUUCAAAAAGAGACUACAGAACAGUUACGAUAAUGUGGUCAUGCUGUUCCUUAUUGGACUGAAAAUGAGUUGAGCUUGUAUGCUAUUUGCUUAAUCCUAGCUACUAGCCAAAUACUUUUUGCAUGUUUCAGGAUGUACAGAGAGAGAGACUGACUUGAACACAAAGUGGUUCACUUCACUGCCUCAUUAUGACACUUCUUGUCUUCUAGGUAAAGGGAACUGCAGAGAUUAUGUUUAAAUAUUAGAUGGUAUCCACUUUGACUUUACUUACCUUGGUCCAGUUUUCUGUCAUUUUACUUUCAGCAGUGGGCACAAGAAUGCCUCUUGCACAAGCCCCAUUGAGAUGGUUGUCUAGAAGCAGAACUUUGUGCUCUUCCGAUCUGUUUUAGCUGGGGCUUGCCAAGGAAACUGGAACCGUUGUGCCUGUUUCGUUCGUGAAUGAUGCAAGAUACAGCUCUGAGUUCUGAACAGCUUGUUCACUGUUUGAAAAUAGUUCUGGACAUUGUUCCCUUUUUAUCAUGUAGGUUGCCUUUAUAUAACAUUGUGGAGAACAGUGUAAUGUGUCUAAAGUGGAGAGAAUGUACUGCAAGUUGGCUUGCUGUGUUCUCUUUAUAAAUAAAUUGAAUACCUGUGUAUUUUAA